AUGUAUGGACUCAUAAAAAAGAAGACCGGAAUGCCUACGGCGUCCGAUAAAUAUGAUCUCCCUAUUAUGGCCAACUGCUUAGCUGCCAAUAAAAGCAGACGAGAGAACGAACAUAUCAAUGCAAUGGUAUUUAAUGAUGAAUACUAUCGUGAACGCAUGCGAAACAUCCAGGCUACAUACAAAGUUAAACAGGAUAAUUCUCCCGGUCUAGGAUACACUUCACGCAUUCGGCUGAUCUGGGACCAUGAUCGCCUUUUGGGUACAUUCGAUUUGGACGUUUUCAAGGGUUCCUUGGUCAUUGAUCCUGGUCCAGGUCAAGACCACUUCAAAGCUGAUAUUGAGUACUCAAAGUUCCAUGAGGCCCGAGCGAAAGAUAAAGAAUCGAGUGAAGAGUCUGCGGAUGAUGAGGAUGAUGAUGAUGGUGGAGAUGAUGAGAUUGCCGCGACCAAGGAGUAUCGUUUUAAAUGGCGUGGAACAAAUGCAAAAAUACCUCACAAAUCAUUUAAUUCUACAUUCACUAUCGGAAAAAUUCGCUUUGGCAAUGGCAAGAUUUGGGGUCACUUUGAAGCAAUGUCGGGAGUUGGUUAUCCAGGUGGUCGGUACAUGUCUGUUCAAGAAUUUAUUGAUAAAUGGAAUGGAUAUGCCGAGACUGAGGAGGAUGAAAUCCCACGAUCACCGACUCCAAGAUCCACGAUAGCAAAGUCUCCGUCUGAACAUGAUGGCGCUCAUUCAACAGGUUCGCUAAUGGAUGAUACAUCUCAACUUAAGGAAUGGACAGAGAAAGACCAACAAAAUUUCAUCGAAAUGAUUACUGGAAUUUAUGAUAUCACUAGCAGGGAGAUAGAAGAGGAUUGGGUGUCGAGUUCAAAGGGAUUGAUGGUUCGUCUGCAUGUAGAUCAGCAGCAAGGAAAAGUCAUGGGAUCCUUUGACAUAGGCAUCGUUGAAGGUUUCCUCUGUUUGAACCAUGGUUUGGAAGCCUUAAAACACUACAGUCCCAUCGAAUUCGAAUGGUACGGACGAGGAACCUUCUCGGGCUCAAUCGAACAAGGCACGGGCACACUCGCCAUUCGAACCCAAGGCGCAAGAACAGUCGAAGGUAUCUUCAGCGAUAUGCCGGAUAAAAAUGACGGUCAGGUGGAUUUUCACGGUAUGAGACGUUUGUUGCCGGCUGGGGUUUCCGGUCGUGGCUCGGGUUAUUAUCGCGCUCAGUGGAAGGAACAUAAACGUGUGAAGCCUGAGGUUCCGUUAGAGAUGGCUAUUGCUACUCCUCACAAGGGUCGGUGGGGUGUUAGGCAGGAACUUGCGAAGAGGGUUAGUUGGAAACGAAGUGAGGCAGAGGGAAGAAGAAAGAAGGAAGAAGCACGUAUUGUGGUAUUGAUAGACUUGGAUGAUAUGGAUGGGAGUGACGGGGAUGUUUGUUGGAUUUGGUUAGGAUGUAAAAAGAAAUAG
Sclerotinia sclerotiorum 1980 UF-70 is the source of this 1449-nucleotide messenger RNA. RefSeq lists its product with no specific name. The record is from RefSeq and is a predicted model, not a curated record. The transcript has 4 exons. NCBI's taxonomy places the organism in Eukaryota, Fungi, Ascomycota, Leotiomycetes, Helotiales, Sclerotiniaceae. The coding region runs from base 1 to 1449 and encodes 482 amino acids.